CUGUGAGGGGGGAAGGUUCUAGACGUCAGACGUCACUCCACUCCACCAUGUCUGUGAACACGGCGCACGCUGGCAAGGGCGUCCUUAUUUACGCCGGGGAAUGCAUCAUCCUCUUCUGUGACCAUGUGACAAUGGAGUUUGGGGGGUCGCUGCCACCUGAGAUGCGUGGCAGCAAGACAGGCCGGCUGUACCUCACCUCCCACCGCUUCAUCUUCAACAACAAGGACCACAAGGACAGGCUGCAGUCCUUUGCUGCCCCAUUCUUCUCUCUUGAGCAGUCAGAGGUUGAGUUGGAGCAGCCAGUGUUUGGCGCCAACUACAUCAAGGGCACCGUCAACGCCCAGCCCAACGGAGGAUGGACUGGCCAGGCCAAGUUCAAGCUGACGUUCAAGCACGGUGGGGCCAUUGAGUUUGGCCAGGCCAUGCUGAAGGUGGCCUCCAUGGCCUCAAGGAACAUGCAGCAGUCCGGCUUUGCUCGCAAUGCCCCACCACCCUACACCCCACCCACCGGCACUUGGACCCAGGCACCACCACCGGCCUACGCUCCCCCAGCAGGCGGCUACUACGGCUGGGCUCCCCCCGUCAACACCUUCCCUGACCGGCCCCCAGCGGAUGGCGUUUACAUGUACGAUGCGCCACCACCAUACCCCGGCCUAGGCUUCCAGAACGGCACACCAGCCGCCACAGGAUUUUCUGCUGCAGAUGCCAAGGCCCAAGAAGCAGCUCAGAGUGCCUACUAUGACCCCAGCAACCCCCAGUAUGCAUAUGUGCCACCUCCAGCUUAUAGCGAGUCACCUCCCUCAUAUGAUGCUGCAACCAAGAAGUCUCAGUGAGGAUCUUCUUACCUAGCCUGGCCACUCUCUCCACCUCUACACACCCAGCCACACACUGUACCACACUUUCAGUCUCAAACACACCCCACACCAGUGAUACAAUGAUAUCCACACAUCAUACUGCACCAGGAGACGACUUUCCUACGCCUGUGUCCCUUUGUCAUGCUCUUCAGUGUUUUGUCGAAGUUUGACAGUCAGUAUGCAGCUCUUAGGUAAUAUUUGAUGGGUGAACAUUUCCUCCACACACCUUGAGUGAGUUUAGUUAGAGUUUAGUUAGUAAGGUUAAGGCUGUGUCUGUUUCCUUUCUCUCAUUACUGUGCAUGUAUUCAGAUAGUCAGUGUUUGCCCGUACACAGCUCAAAAGAUCUUGUGUUGAAGGUGACUUAAGUUUUAGACCCAAAGUGUAACCAUGGGGGAAGAUAGGUGUUGAUCUUAAGUGAAAAUAAAUAGUGAUUGUGACCAAGGGAAGGAGAUUCUGUUAUAAGGGAGUGGAAUAGUGUUUGCCUUCCUGUUCUAGUAAUGAGUGCAAGUAUGUAAUGCCUUGUUCACAGUGUCCAGGCUGCUUAAAGAUUGCAUAUAUCCACCUGUCAUUUCCAACUGCUUUUGUAUGCAUGUGUGUUUGUGUGUGUGUAUGUGAGAGAGUGAGAGAAAGUCAGGCAGAAAUCUCGAGUUAUCAUUUCUCUGGCUACACUCCUUAUCAGCACCAGGUCAGUAUAAUAGACUAGUGAUUAUUGCAGCCCUCACAUACUGCUUUGCACUUCCAAUCACUCACGUUUUCCCCCAACAUAAGGUUUGCAAUCAGCGUGAGCAGAGACUGACUGUUUAGAAUAACGAUGGGCACACAUGGACUGCUUAAUUUCUCCUUAACAUUUUUAUCAGAUCUUCCUCUUCCUUGUUUUGUGGACACUCCAAAAGAACAGUGUGAGGGAUGCGAGUUUACAUGCCUUUAGUGUAUAUAGCGGACAUAAUAGAGAAGGUUUACAUUUCCAAAAGAACAGUGAGAGAGAUACCAGUUUACAUGUCUUUAAUUUACAUGGUAGUGAAGGCUUAAAUUUCCAAAACAACAGUGAAGGAGAUAGAGUUUACAUGCCUUUAAUUUACUUAGCAGACAUGGUAGAGAAUGCUUACAUUUCCCAAAGAACAUAGUGAUGAGCAGUAAUAAUUCAUAGGGAUACUAAUUCAUCCUUUCAUUUGACUCAAUUGACCAGUGUAAGAUGCAGACAUACUCACAGAACCAUAGACUAGCUUAGAAGACAUUAAAGAAUCAGGUGUCACGUUCCUACCUUGAUACUGUGAACAGGAAGGUUUUGCAGUGUUUGAACACCAUCUUUACAAACACUGUCUCUGGUGGCAUCUGGUAAACAACACACAAACUACCCCAUGUUGAUUUAAUGUCACUCAGUUCACUCCUCCUCUUGUGUAUUUGUCGAGGGAGGAGUGUCUGUUUGUAGGGUUGGUGGUGACUGUGUGAGAGGGACCAUGGCUUGUAUCAUUAGAGUAUCAUGUUAUAAUUCUAUACUCAUGUGAUUCUGAAAUGUAUCUUCCUUGUAAACAUGUGUAUCAUAGUUAUUCUCUUGUAUUUGUGAUUAGUUUUUGUUGAUUUUUUUCUUUUGGUUUGUUUUAGGUGUGUGUGUGUGUGUGUGUGUGUGUGUGUGUGUGUGUGUGUGUGUGUGUGUGUUGAUGGUUUGGUUUCUAGUGUUGCAGCGUUAGAUAUUGAGCUGCUCUCACCAUUUCCUGUGAUGCAUUGCUUGUGGUUAUUCUAAGUUUCAUAGCAGGUUGUAUCUUCUAACUAAGGUCAGGCUUGAGUUGUGCAUUUUUGAUAAGUGUUUCAUUCUGAGGGAAGCCUUGUAGGAAAUGUGAAGAAAACACACACACACACACACACACACACACACACACACACACACACACACACACACACACACACACACACACACACACACACACAC
Portunus trituberculatus (swimming crab) is the source of this 2781-nucleotide messenger RNA. It is a transcript of the gene Wbp2, whose product is annotated as WW domain-binding protein 2-like. Lineage: Eukaryota; Metazoa; Arthropoda; Malacostraca; Decapoda; Portunidae. The coding region runs from base 48 to 833 and encodes 261 amino acids. The record is from RefSeq and is a predicted model, not a curated record. The transcript has 8 exons. Gene Ontology annotation, biological process: positive regulation of DNA-templated transcription. Gene Ontology annotation, molecular function: transcription coactivator activity; chromatin DNA binding. Gene Ontology annotation, cellular component: nucleus.